AUGAAAAAACAUCCACACACCAAAGUAUCUAAUGUUCGACGACGAAAACGAAGGUCAACUCAACGAGUAUCAAAGGUAGUACCGAUCACUGAUAAACAACAUAACUCUAAACCAAUAAUACAAAGGACUUCAAGUUUAAAUGAUCAGAAGCAAUCAAUAUUAUCCACUCAAAAUCAUCAAUGGACUUUACCAAAUACAUUAAAAUAUCAUCCCAAUAUCACUGAAGCUUUCCAGUUUCCAUUCGAAAAGGAAAUAAAUCGAUGGUCAAAUACUGAUAGCUUGGAUAUUGCUCGAUAUAAUCAUGCGGCAUCUCGAUUAACAAAUGGAAAAGUGCUAGUUACUGGUGGAAUUAAUGUUCUUAGCUUAAACGGUGCUGUAUUAUAUGAUCCAUCCACAGGAUUAUGGACGGCUACUGGUAAUAUGAAUGAUGCUCGACGUUAUCAUACAGCACCUGUAUUAGCAGAUGGAAAUGUGUUAGUUAUCGGUGGAUACAAUAGUAUGGAGUUAAAUACUGUUGAGUUAUAUAAUAUAUCAACAGGAUUAUGGACAGUCACGAGGAAUAUGACCUAUGCUCGAUAUGCACAUACAGCUUCUGUAUUAACUAAUGGACAAGUAUUAGUUACUGGUGGACUUAGUGGUAUUUUUGUGAAUGUUAGUGAACUAUAUGAUCCUUCAAUAGGCGCGUGGACAAUUACUGGUAGUCUUAAUUAUUAUCGAUAUACACAUACAGCAUCCGUGUUAACCAAUGGAAAAGUGUUAGUUACCGGUGGAUACGGUAAUAGUGGGGUUUUGAACAGUGCUGAGUUGUAUGAUCCAUCAGUAGGAAUAUGGGUAACUACUGGUAACUUGAAUUAUGCUCGAGCUUAUCACACUGCAACUGUGUUAACCAGUGGAAAAGUAUUGGUUACUGGUGGAUUUGACACUAGUUAUUUAAAUAAUGCUGAGUUAUAUGAUCCAUCUACGGGAUUAUGGUCAGUUACUGGUAAUAUGAGUUAUGUUCGAGGUUAUCACACAGCAUCCAUAUUAACAAAUGGAAAAGUGUUAGUUGCUGGAGGAACUAGUAUUACUGGUGCCUUGAACAGUGCUGAAUUAUAUGAUGCAUCAACAGGAGUAUGGACAACAACUGCUAAUAUGAGUUAUGCUCGAACAUAUCAUACAGCAUCCGUAUUAACCAAUGGAAAAGCGUUAGUAACAGGUGGCGCUAGUGUUGCUGCUUUAAAUAGUUCAGAGUUAUAUCAAGCAUAA
Molecule: messenger RNA, 1245 nt
Organism: Adineta steineri
Lineage: Eukaryota; Metazoa; Rotifera; Eurotatoria; Adinetida; Adinetidae
Source: the annotation of a GenBank genome assembly